Messenger RNA from Lasiodiplodia theobromae, 867 nucleotides. RefSeq names its product Spherulation-specific family 4. The coding region runs from base 1 to 867 and encodes 288 amino acids. The transcript has 3 exons. Lineage: Eukaryota; Fungi; Ascomycota; Dothideomycetes; Botryosphaeriales; Botryosphaeriaceae. The record is from RefSeq and is a predicted model, not a curated record.
AUGUUUAAACGUGCAUUCGGCCUGCUCGCUUUGGGCGCCCAGCUCGUUCAGGCUCAAGUGAACGUUGCUGCUGCAGCGCUCGUGCCAGCCUACAUUUGGCCCGAGACGGAGACGACAUGGCAACCUCUCUAUGACCAGAUUGAAGGCCAUCCCAGUGUUCAGUUCACCAUCAUCGUCAAUCCUGACAGUGGCCCCGGUGCCAACUCGCUGCCCGAUGCCGCUUACCAGCGUGAGAUUCUCAAGCUCCAUGAUUACGACAACGUUCGCCUUGUCGGUUAUGUUGCCGUGAACUGGACGAACAAGGCCCAGUCCACUGUUGAGGCCGAGGUCGCCAAAUACGCAGGCUGGCCUUCCGCCUCGGGCAACGCCGCCCUCUCCGUCGAUGGCAUCUUCUUCGAUGAAGCCCCCACCGACAAUGACGCGGCCAAAAUCACCUUCAUGCAAUCCGUCACGACCUACACACGCUCCUUCGCCAAUGCGGGCCUGAGCGCCUCCCCUUACGUCGUCACCAACCCAGGCUACCCCCCGGCGCGCGCCUACCUCUACAACGCCAACGACGACUCGCUCGUGCCGGACCUGUCGCUCGUGUACGAGGAGGCGUACAGCACGUGGACGACUGACCAAGACACGGUCAAGGAUCUGAUCUGGGGGCUGGAUGUGGACAACGGCUCGCUGGCGGUGAUGCUGCACGACGUGCCGGCGACGAUCGCGUGCGCGGAUUUGUCGGCGCUGGUGGAUGAUUUCAAGGGCAAUGUCGGCGUCAACACGCUGUGGUUCACGAAUGACUCGGAUUAUCAGGUCUGGCCUGAUGCGACGCUGUGGAACGAGUAUCUGAAUGCAUUUGCGAGCGGAGGAAGUGCUUGUUAG